This is a messenger RNA of Cinclus cinclus, 4444 nucleotides long. RefSeq names its product oncostatin M receptor (gene OSMR). Bases 26 to 2857 code for a protein of 943 amino acids. Gene Ontology annotation, biological process: cytokine-mediated signaling pathway. Gene Ontology annotation, cellular component: membrane; external side of plasma membrane. The record is from RefSeq and is a predicted model, not a curated record. The transcript is spliced from 18 exons. Gene Ontology annotation, molecular function: cytokine receptor activity; protein binding. Lineage: Eukaryota; Metazoa; Chordata; Aves; Passeriformes; Cinclidae.
UUACCUGAGUGGGGUACCUCGUGGGAUGAGGAUGCUGCACAUGCCAGAGUCUUAUGCAGGAAAAGGUGGACACAUGAUGAAUCACUUAAUUAUUCUGGCAGUACUGCUCCCCCUGGGGACAUGCUACACUUCAUACUCACAGCAAGAAUCUGAUGUGUUUCCAGUAACAUACCUUAAUGUUUCCAAGGAUUUGGAUCUUCAGCAGCUGCUGGUGGAAUGGGAUGUUGUCAAGUCUGCACAUGAUGCUGAGCUGGCAAUGUCUUUUGAGAUACAAGUCCGUCGAACUGAUGAAGCUACUACUGUGUGGACAGAGUUUCAUAAUGUCACACUUGAUAAAUUGGGAAAGCCUCUUCAUUGGACAUGGGAUUCAGACGUACCUUUGGAGUGUAUGUCACAUGCUGUGAGAAUCAGGAGCAAGGCAGAAGCAUCUAAAAUCUGGAGUAACUGGAGUUUGUGGGAGAUUGUCCCCGGCCUGGACAAUUCAAAUAGAAGUGAACCACAAAUCUUUCCAAAAGAAAAGUUUUUAGCAGAAGGCUCUGAUAUCACUCUUUGCUGCAUAGGAGGGAAAGGUCAAACCAUUAAGAAAUUCUCUGUAUACCCAACUGUUGAUGUUUUCAAGCGCACAAGCAGCCAAGUCAGUCUUCUCACCGUAGAAAAUCUGUCACAUGACAAAGGGUCUAACAUUCAUUUCUACUGUUAUGAUGAAGAUGGGCGAUUACAUCAGGCAGCUUUCUUUGUGGGUAAACCACCUGAUACACCUAAAGACUUUUCCUGCCAUACUCAAGACAUGAAAAGAGUAACAUGUACUUGGAGAGAAGGAGAGACUUAUCUCUAUGGACGGAAUUCACCACAAUACAUCUUGUCUAAAACGUCAUCACCGAAAAUGGCUCUGUGCAAAGCAAGUUGUUCCAAGCAAUGCUCAUGCUCUUGGGAUAUAGGCCAGCAGUGGAUCUGGAAUGUCACAGUCACUGUGGAAAACCCACUGGGAAAGAAAACUGCCACAGAUGUCUUUGAUGUAAAUCACAGAAUGUAUCCCACUGCACCUUUCCAGGUUUGGGAAGAUUGCACAGAUACAGAAAUUACAUUACAUUGGAAUUAUGAAAACAAUGAAAUUGAACUCUUUUGCCAGACUGAAGUGCUCCAACCUGAUGGCAAAGUAGAACUGCACAACAGCUCUGUGGUGGACUCAAAGUGCGUCAGGGUGCGUGGGCUGCAGCCCUACACAGAGUACACAGCCAGGGUGCGCUGCGGGGCGGCCAAGAACUUCUGGAGGUGGAGUGAGUGGAGCCAAGCCCUGACUGCCAGGACUAAGGAAGGGACUCCAUCAGGAAAACUGGACAUAUGGAGAGAAAUUACACCAGUUUUGGGGGGACGAAAUGUGACCUUGUUCUGGAAGCAAUCACCAAGUUUUCAAGCAAAUGGAAAAAUUAUUUCAUAUGAGGUAACCUGGGAAAAAAUUGAAGAUGGCUCCAAGCCUGAAAGCAUCUCAUUUUCUUCAGUCUACAAUAGCACAAGGAUUUUCAUUGAUAAUCAUUCCUACAGAAUCAGUAUCAUGGCAAAGAACAAUGUUCAUUUUUCACUUCCUUCAGUAUUGAUCAUCUCUAGAGCUACAGAUAAAAGCACUGAAGAGCUUAAGGAAGGGCAGGUUAAUGGUACAGACAAUGGCAUUUUUAUCUCCUGGGAGCCCAGAAGUAUAUAUGACAGUUACAUUAUUGAUUGGUGUAACUUUCCCAGGCUGCAGCCUUGUGAUUUUCAGUGGAAGAGAUUUGGAUCCAACAUUUCCAGUGCUGUGAUCAGCUCAGCUGCUUUUGUUCCAGGGGUGAGAUACAAAUUCUGCAUCUAUGGAUCUGUUGCUAAUAGAGCCUCCUUACUGGAAAAGAAGAUUGGUUAUCUCAGGGAACUGCCUCCUCGUCUUGACCCUAUUGUGAGAAAAAUUGACCUGACUUACAAUUCAGUAACACUGUCUUGGGAUUCUUAUCUCACAAAUGAGUCAGAGCCCGGUUUUUUAAGAGGCUACCAUGUUUAUGUAUCACCUAUACAAGGGAACUGCAAUUUGAAAGGAUCAAAAAAGCAUAUUCUUUCAGAUGAAUCAGAGCUAUGUAAAUACACAAUUGAAAACCCUGAAGAAAAGAGAUACACUGUGAAACACCUGAUGCCAAACACAAAAUACAAAAUAGUGGUUAAAGCAUUUACAGGUGGAGGAGAGACUCCCAUUGUUUACUUUAGAUACAUAGACACACCAUAUAACUCAAACAUACUGUACUUUGUAUUCCUGGUAGUGAUAGUUCCAACCCUAGUAGCAGCUAUAUGCCACUGGAAGAUGAAGCGGGUGAAGGAGUGCUGCUGUCCUGUAAUACCUAGUCCUAACAAGAGCAAAGUGCUGUCAUUCAAAGAGUUUAAGAUAGAUUCCGAGAAAGUGCUGAAGAUAAAUGACUGCCUUCCUGAUGUGCUAGCCAUGGAUUGUGAUGCUGAAGCUCAGAAAUUGCAUCCUGUUACCUGGAGCCCAUUAUCAUCAACACCAACUGAAGAUAAGAUUAAUUGUCACAAUUCUUCCUGGAUUUACCAUAAUGAAAAUAUAGUGAGAGACUUUCCACCCACACCUACACCUCAAAAUCAUACUUGUUUUGAGAAUUUUGCUUAUUCUUCUCCACUUGAGGCUGAAUCUGAUCCCUACCAUAUACCGGAGACACUGGAAGCAGGCAAGACAAAUCAUGCAGUGAUGCUGUACCAGCCACAAUGCUACUUAGAUAUUUUUCAUGAGGAUACAGCCUCAACCACCAGAGAAAUAGCUGAGAGAAAGAACAGUCUGAGAUACAUCUCACAAACAAAUGUGCACUGCCUGGGUGAGAGGCUUUGAUGAUCUGUCCUCCAGUGGGUCCAUCCAGUGUUUGGCUACACACUAUAAAUGAGAAUUUCUAAAACCACAACUUCUUUUGAUUAGGGUUCUCACAAGCCCAGCUGCCUGACUGCCAUUAAUAUGGCAAAGCUGUUGUUCCUGGACUAAUUUAGAGUACUGAUUUACACAGGAACUAUAUCUGUUAUGGCUCUACUACAACUUAUGGGCAUUAGAUGAUGUUUAUAGGCUGUUUUGUGGCCUGUAUUAUGCAGAAAGUUACAUCACAGCAAUCUGUCACAGGCUGAUGCAGAGAACUGCUGUAUUUUGCACAGGUUAAAACCAUUCAUAAAGUAGAGGAGCAAAUGAAACAAGGGGGAAGGUUGUGCUGCUCAAGGAGUGUUUUUCUCCUGUGGUGUUCUGUGUACUCUGGCCACCCCAGCCAAUGGGUACUGUGCUGCUGGGCAUGGAACAUUGCCCAGCCCAGUCAUUUUGGGGGCUGGCUUGUAUUUUCUCUCAAAUGAUGUAAGGAAUCAUCAUAGAAACAUUACCUGUAUACAGUGUGGCUCAUUCCUAGAAGAUUUGAAGGAAUUUUGACUUCCCCAGGAGUGCUGCCCAGAGCUCCCAAAUCCAGUGAUCAUCCUGCUUUUACUUCACAUGUGUCCCAACUACUCUUGAUGUGUAAGACAGCACAGAAAACAGGUUUUUAUAGGGAAGACCCUGCUUCCAUUUCUUGUAACUGGGGCUCAUGACACUUAUAUCUUCUCUGCCUAAAGACCCUUUAAAAUCAUCUUAACUAUGCAUUGAAGAGAUGUAGGGUGUUAGGUGGAAAGGAGUUAAUUUUCCACAAGGACAGAGGUGGUACCACAUGACAUGGUCUCUCUGCUUGUGCACAUGAACCGAACUUUUGCCACUGACCCCCGUAUUUCCACAGCAAGCUCCAAACUGCCAACCAACAAACCAGCCAACCAACAAGACAGGCUGGUCAUGAUCACAGGUGUAUGAAUCACAUUUGUGAAGAACAUCAUAUUCAGGCUGCAUACAUCUAGAUCUUCCAACACUAGUUUUGAAUGCUUUGAGUGCUUUAAAAACAAAACCAAAAAAAGUAUUUAUUGUACCACUCAGAAUCCCUACAGUAGGCAGCAGUGAUCUGGCCUUUCAUUUUGAUUUCAGGAAAUGGUACGUUUGUAAUGAAGUAAUACAAUUGGAAUUGUAGCUGAAGGUCUCAUCAAAUUUACCUCAGUGCACAAGGGACCCUUUGUUUUUGCCUCCUUAUGCUGUUUAGAGUAUGUCACAAAGAGAUGGUUUCAACUUAAAGAGCACAGUGAUCCUCAAAGGUGAAACAAAUGAAGGGUGUCUGACAAUUUGAUGUACAACUAGUUUGCUAAAAUGCAAUUACUUGUCUUCCUUGUGUUUCACUAGCUACUUACACUCCCUAGAAACCAAGCAGCUGUAGACAAAGUGAGAUCUGACACUGAACCACAUCUAGUUUUUAUACUGUUGCUUACAGAUAGUGUUGUAAUGUCACAAGCUGUGUUGCAACAGGAAAACCAGUAAGACCUUGCACAACCUGUGGGCUGAGACAAGCACUGACUGCAAACAGAGGGAGAA